This is a messenger RNA of Pyrenophora tritici-repentis Pt-1C-BFP, 2016 nucleotides long. RefSeq names its product Tymo-45kd-70kd multi-domain protein. Gene Ontology annotation, biological process: carbohydrate metabolic process. The record is from RefSeq and is a predicted model, not a curated record. Gene Ontology annotation, molecular function: carbohydrate binding; catalytic activity. NCBI's taxonomy places the organism in Eukaryota, Fungi, Ascomycota, Dothideomycetes, Pleosporales, Pleosporaceae.
AUGCGUCGCCUCGCUCUAACAACAACCACGGCGCUCUUGCUGUUGUUGGAGAGCACAAGCGCCUUCCUCCAAGCCAGCCAAAAUGCCACAAGUCUAACACUUUCUAACGACCGCCUCGUAGCUUCCGUGAGUAAAAGUCGGGGAUACAUCAGCGUUCUCACGCUCGAUGGCCAGAAUUUGCUAGGUUCAGAAUCUGGAGAUAAUACGGGUAUAGGUCCAUACCUGGAUUGCUACUGUACACCAGCCGGCUUCUGGACACCUGGACGAGGAAAAAACGUCCAAUACCAGCUCUUCAAUGGCACAGACUCCACAAGCACACCCUACGGUGGCAUCAGCAUGGGCGAGACGUAUGCGCUUACGGGACAAAGGUUGGAACAGUACUGGUUUCUACGGGAAGGAGAGACUGGACUACACACGUUUAGUCGGUUGGUUUACGACAAUAAGACAACCCCUUUUCUGCGUAAUCUACAGGAAUUUCGAACUUUGUUCAGACCGAAUCAUGAUCCACCGCUCUUCACGCACUUUGUUGCAAACGAGCAGUUUGCGGCGCCGAGGCCGGAUACAACGGGCCAAGUUGUCGUGCAAGACGCAACGUGGAAGCUGGCGAAUGAUCAGGAUGCGUAUGUAAAAGGGGUAGGGGAGUACUUUACAAAGUACACGUUCCAGGAUACUUGGCGUAACCACCGCGCUCACGGCAUGUGGGCUGAUGGCAGUGGGAGCAAGAACGGUACUACGUAUGGCGCCUGGCUCGUCCACAACACAGUCGAAACGUACUUUAACGGUCCCGUACAUUCGGAUCUCGUCGUCGAUGGUAUCGUGUACAACUACAUGGUCAGCAACCACCACGGCGACCAAACACCAAAUAUAACCGACGGGUUUGACCGUACCUUUGGGCCCCAAUACUUCCACUUCAACGCCGGUGGUUCACUGGAAGAACUCAGAGAUGAUGCCUCACAGUACGGUCUCCAGCCUGACUGGAACGCCGCCUUCUACGAUUCAAUCGCACACCACGUACCUAAUCUCGUUCCUACUUCGCAACGUGGCACUUUCAACGCAACCAUCCGCCUCCCCUCUGGCGCUGAAAACGCAAUCGCCAUCCUAACAGCCAGCGGCCACGACUUCCAAGACAACGUCUUCGACCCCACCGCCUACCAAUACUGGACCGAGAUCCCUCUUGUUACAAACACCACCUCUCAACACAUCACCAUCCCCCGUGUAAAGGCAGGAAGCUACCGCCUAACCAUCUAUGCCACUUCCAUCUUCGGCGACUACACCCACGACAACAUCACCAUCACGCCCGGCGCCACAACCUCCCUCUCCAACCUAACAUGGGCCCCCGACUCAGCGGGUAAAGAACUCUUCCGCAUCGGCACUCCAGAUAAAUCCUCGGGCGAAUACCUCCACGGCACCACAGCCUCACCCACACACCCGUUGCUAACAGAAGAAUACCGUCUAUACUGGGCGGCCUACGACUACAUCACUGAUUUCCCAAACGGUGUAACGUAUCGCGUAGGCCACGAUGAUGUUUCCACGGCGCUGAAUUACGUCCAUUGGGCUGUGUAUGGUGGGAAAGCGAAUUCAGAGCGGCCGGUGUCAGUGCCAGAGCACCAGUAUAAUUGGACGAUAUUGUUUGAGGUGAGUGAGGAGGAGGUGCGAGGGAAGGACACGGCGACUUUUACGGUGCAGCUGGCAGGGGCGAAGACGGCGGCGGGUAAUACGGAUGUUUUUAAUGCGACGGAGAGGUGGGCGGAUUUGCCGUUGGGCGUGGCGGUUAAUGGGGUGGAUUUAGUGCCGUGGGUUAUUCCGCACUAUCAAUCAUCCUCUUGUGCCGUGCGCUCGGCUGUGAUAUGUUACAAUCUGGCUCACAAAUUCACCUUUGACGCAUCUAUACUCAAAUCAGGGGAGGAAAACAGCAUCAUCCUUAGUCUGCCGUACAACGGGACAAACUAUGAAAGUGCGCUGCUGCCAGAGUCGGUGUAUGUGCAGUAUGAUGCGAUGAGAUUGGAGGUCGAGUAG